Messenger RNA from Aspergillus sclerotioniger CBS 115572, 954 nucleotides. Its product is annotated as zinc finger MYND domain-containing protein. The record is from RefSeq and is a predicted model, not a curated record. NCBI's taxonomy places the organism in Eukaryota, Fungi, Ascomycota, Eurotiomycetes, Eurotiales, Aspergillaceae. The transcript is spliced from 2 exons. Bases 1 to 954 code for a protein of 317 amino acids.
AUGUCACCCCCAAGCGGCACCUGCGCCAACUGCUCCAAACCCACACACCUACAAUGUGCUGCCUGCAAAGAUGCCCCCGAGCACACCCCCGGCGAUGCAAGCAGGACCUUCUACUGCUCCAGAGACUGCCAGAAGGCCCACAGACCUGCCCACAAAGAUCAUUGUAAGACGAUGCUUCAUCGGAAGAAACUCCUUCGCACGGCUAUCAUCCUCAAGGCGGCAUUCUUGGGCUACAGGGAAAUUGAAUUCGAUGUCGAACUGUCCAAAAUCGAGCAGCGGGGUAGAUUUCUGUAUCUCUCCGACAACCAAAAGAAUCUGAACAUCCCUCCAAAGCGCGGCCCCUUUCCCGAACAUUUGACUACCAACCCAGAGCAUCGAGAGGCGGCCCUUACAUGGUUUCAAUGCCUCGCUGCAUGUUGCCUCUCGAGCCGUUUGAUGAAGAAGCUUUUAGCGGGCAUCCCCUGUGAGAUUGACCUGCUAGCGCUCCAGAUUGGAAAGCGUCGUUUCACAACACAAGUCAUUCCUGGCCCCGAUUCGCCCAACGUCCCAAGCCUUGAUGCCACAACCACGCCCCACGUCGUCUUUAGGGUCAAUGUUAGACUGUCAUCAGGUGAUGGAAUGUGGAUAGUGGACCUUACUGGCGCUCAGUACAGCUUUAAGGGCGUCCUUUUUUCAUACGACCAGUACAUGAGAGAGAAACGAUGCCGGCUAGAGGACACAGACCCAUGCCCUCUGAACGAGACAUGGGAUCUGGACGUCGUGUCGACGAUGAUGAACAGUAUCCAGCAAGAUAUUAUGCAUGCGGAGCGUCCGUCCCGUUUGCAUUUCGCUGAUCUUGUGGGUAUUGUUGGCAAGGAGGUACUGGAUGGGUCGCCUGACGAGUUCAAGGAUAAAUUGGUAUGGUUCCGAACUACACUGAAGCUGCAUAUGUUGAGCAGAUAUAAGCAUGCUUGA